Alternaria rosae is the source of this 1849-nucleotide messenger RNA. Its product is annotated as benzoate 4-monooxygenase cytochrome P450. Lineage: Eukaryota; Fungi; Ascomycota; Dothideomycetes; Pleosporales; Pleosporaceae. Gene Ontology annotation, molecular function: heme binding; monooxygenase activity; oxidoreductase activity, acting on paired donors, with incorporation or reduction of molecular oxygen. The coding region runs from base 86 to 1591 and encodes 501 amino acids. The record is from RefSeq and is a predicted model, not a curated record. The transcript is spliced from 5 exons.
GACCCCGCACGUUACGCACUUUGUUUGUCCUCUUUACCUCCUCAAACACUAACGCGACCAUAACGACUGUCGAUUGGCCUCAAGUAUGGAGUUUGAUCGACUCAACAUAGCCACAGGCAUGUUCGCAAUUGCCUUGGCUUACUGGUCCAGCAAGACUGUUUACAAUGUCUUCUUUCACCCUUUGGCACGAUUCCCCGGUCCAUGGUGGGCGACUGCAACGUAUCUGGUGGAGUUCUACUAUGACGUCCUGCAAGGUGGGCAGUAUCUCAAAAAGGUCAUUCAAAUGCAUGAGAAAUACGGCCCUCUGGUACGAGUCAAUCCGGACCAUCUCUCCUUUAACGAUCCCUUCUUUUACACCAAGGUGUACUCAAGCGGCGGCCAGAAAACCAACAAACACCCCGAGCUCUCACAAAUCGCAGCUACGUCUGUGAUCUCCACCAAAGACCACGACCUACACCGACGACGCCGCCGCGGUUAUAUUGCUAAUCUAUUCUCCAAGAUGGCUAUCUUUGAUCUAGAGAAUGUCAUUCAGUCAAAAGUCGAUAAGUUAGUUAUGCGGAUGAAACAAGCCUACAGUACAGGGGAGACGCUCAUCGGGCCUCUCAUGUUUGGCAGUCUCGCCGUCGAUGUCAUCUCGCACUACGCGUAUGGUGAGAGCUUCGGAGAUCUCGACAAGCCUGGAUUUCCGUGUGAGCUUGAGGAAACUGUCAGAGGUGCACUGUUGCUUUCAAACGUGCGCAAAUUCUUCCCGGGCAUUGAUGCGGUUUUGAUGCGACUUCCGACCUGGUUGAUCACCUGUCUUAGCCCGUCGAUAAUCAGCUACUUGGAGUUCGAAAAGAGGAUUACGGACUACUCCAUCGAGGCGCUCAAGAAGAGCCAGGAAGAAGGAGAGCCAACCAAACCCAGAACAGUAUUCGAUGCACUAGUCAGCCCCAGGGUCCCCGAAGAAGAAAAGACGCUCCAACGGUUGAAGGAUGAAGGUACACUUCUCUUGUUUGCUGGCGUGGAUACUACAGCUCGAUUCCUGACCUGUAUCAUCUGCUACUUGAUGACGUAUCCCAACAUAUUGGUGAAGCUGCAAGCAGAGUUAAAGUCCCAUUCUACGCCGACCUUGAGUGAGCUUGAGGCUCUGCCAUAUCUGACAGCUGUGAUAAACGAGUCUCUCCGCUUCCAGUGUUCCUUCACAGGGCGUUUUCCACGCGUAGUCGUUGAGCCUCUUGCCUACAAAGACUUGCUCAUCCCAUCGGGUACUAUCAUCGGUGCGUCGCCGUAUUUACUCAACAAUCACCCCGAUGUGUUUCCAGAUCCCCACGUCUUCCGGCCCGAGCGUUGGAUCGAAGCCAAAGCCCGCGGAGAAUACCUUGACAAGUAUCUAGUUACCUUUGCAAAGGGCAGUCGAGCUUGCCUUGGUAUCAACCUUGCGUACGCGGAGAUGUACCUCACUAUCGCGGCCAUGGUCCAGAACUUCGACCUGGAGCUUGUAGAUUCCUCCAUCGAGAACAUCACGCCUGAUCGAGACUUCGGUCUGGCCUUCGACAAGAACUACAACUUCGGCGUCAAUCUGAGGGUCACUAAGGUACUGCAGGACUGAAAUAUAGGUGUUAUGCAGGACGAUCGGUAUCUUAAUGUAUCGGGAGGACGUGCAGAGAUUCCAUCAUGCAAAGCGAAUUUCCAUAAGCCUGUAUCGUGAUGGGAGUUGUUGGCUCUACAAAAGAAAAGGACAGCCGUCGACAGUCUUUUCGUUUCCGUAAUCUCUUCAUAGUAAUGCAGAACAACCAGUGUCAAGCAAAGAUCCGAUAUCUUAUAGUUCAGCAUCGCCAAUAUCAGCCCACCUAAUCUGCGUCUCUGA